Molecule: messenger RNA, 1179 nt
Organism: Vigna angularis (adzuki bean)
Lineage: Eukaryota; Viridiplantae; Streptophyta; Magnoliopsida; Fabales; Fabaceae
Exons: 1
Coding region: 1-1179 (392 amino acids)
Source: RefSeq, a predicted model, not a curated record
AUGGACGACCCGAUUGAGAUGAUCAGAGUUCUACAACAAAAGAUGGACGAGAUGCAACAACGUCAUGAAGAUGACUUGGCGGCGGUAAAGGCCGACUGUGAAGCCCGGAUAAGCCGGGAGAUUGCCGGGAAGGACGGGGACGAGCGGGCGAAGGAGAAGGGGAAGGCGGCCGAGGAGGAACGUUCGAAACAGAAUACUGGACGCGACGAGACCUGGAGGCCGACCGGUACCGAGGCCGAAGGUAGUAAGGCCAAGUCAGUGCACGCGGAGAGCGCGGUUGAGGAUAGGCGGAUGGUGGUCAAGCCGGAGCCUUCCUCCACGCUAUUGCUCCCCUUCGCCCAAAACAUAAUGGAUGUUCAAAUUUCUGAACCGUUCAUUGCACCGCAAUUCAAAAUGUAUGAUGGGACCACCGAUCCUGAGGCCCACAUCAAAACCUUCUCGAACGCGAUGGCGUUCAGAACGGGCAACGACGCCAUCUGGUGUCGGGCGUUCUCGUUGUCUUUGGAAGACGAGGCCCUCGAAUGGUUCAACACCCUGCCUCCCAAUUCCAUAGAAAAUUUCGCCGGACUAAAGCAGCUAUUUAUCCGGCAAUUCGCGGCUAACAGCACACAGGACUUGACCGUGUUUGAGUUGGUCACCCUGAAGCAGGGAAAGGAAGAAACGCUGAGAGCGUUCAUGGACCGGUACCAGAAAACCGUACGGCGAGUGAAGGCAUUAAGUCCGGAGCUCGCCCUCCAUUAUAUCCUGCCCGCUCUCAAGCCCGGACCGUUCAAAGACAGCGUCUGUCGGCGAGCCCCUAAGACUAUGGAGGAGUUGAGGGAACGCGCGGCAGAUGAGAUAAGGGUUGAGGAGAUGAAAUUAUCCUACAAAAAGGAAAGCCAGGAGCUUAGGAGCGAGAAGGCGGACGGGGGGAAACCCGGUAAUUCGAUAGGAAAACCGGGCGGCAGCAGGCAGAAAGAACCGCGCCGAGGGCCCCGUUUCCAGCAAUACACCCCUCUGAACGCCCCCCGAGAAAAGAUCCUCCGGGAGGUGCUCAACGCGGAUCUGCUCCCAGAACCUAUGAAGCGACCCACACCAUCCGAUGUGGAUGGAAGUAAACACUACGCCUACAACAAGAAUAUGGGUCACACAACCGAGGAGUGUGUGACCCUGAAGGAUAAAAUUGAAGAGCUGAUCUAG